AAAAUCAGCAAAUGAUUCAUCAUCAUGGUAUCCAGGCAAAUACAGAUAUGUUGAUUACUGGGCCGAGAGUAUUCUCCAUUUUACAAUGAGAGAUGAACAAACAGCAAUUUAUACAACUGGAGGUGGAGAAGGGCCUUUUCAUAAAUAUUUAAGUGGAGUUGAUGGUUUGAAAAUUGUGAUGAAAUCGUCUUCUAAUGGAUCUUCGGGAGAAAAGAUUCCGUCAACAAGUUGUUUUCAACAAGAGGAAUAUAUUCCAUAUCUACAAUUGGAACAAGAAGGAGGAUUUGAUAAUAGAAAUUCCAAUCAAAAAGUACCAUCUGAUCAAUUACCUUCUCAACUCAUCAUUCCACUCAGAUUCCAUGAUGAAGGGUUGAAAAAUUUUACAUUCAUGUUACGUAGAAUUUCUAGUGUGAAACAAUUUCUUGUUUCUUCUUUUUUGGCUCCUAAUGUUGAAUCAUUGUUUGGAAAUUUGGAAAAAAAGAAUGAGAUUGUUAGAAAAAUUAUGAAUGCUCCUUUGGAUAUUAGAGCUCAUGUUUAUCCGGAUACAACUUUUUCAAUGUGUUUGAAGAUGGCUCUCGAUUCAUAUAUUAUUCAACAUGAAUUGAGAUUACCAACAGUUAUUGAUAAUUCACCAUCAAGUCUAUCAGCAGCAGUACCAAGAGGUUGGAUUAAUGAAACUCUUCUUUCUAUCAAGUCAAAUAGAGCACAUACAGAUAUUUUCCAAUCGUUUUCUCCAAUUCAAUCUCAAACAUUGUUAUCAGGACUUUUUAGAGCUUACCAAACAAAGAACAUUGCAGUGGAUGUAGGUGGAUGUAUUCUUGCUUGUGAUUACAUGCCAGGAAAUUUGGCCUAUGCUGCUAGAUUUGGAAUUGUUUCACCACUCUCACAGAAAAAGACAACUGUUGUUUUCAAUGGUGAUCUUUUGGGGCAUAUGCACCUUUCCUACACAACCCAAAUCUCAAGAAUUUAUGGUUUGGCUGCUAGUGCUCAACUUCGUUACAACAGUACACAAACUCAAACAGAAAUGGCUGUUGGUAUUGAAUGUGUUUCUCCACCAGGAGCUGAAGAUUAUGCUACCAAAUUCAGAGUUGAUACUGAAAAGGGAAUUGCAGCCCUCAUUGAAAAGAGAAAAUUCUGGAAUAAUGACAAGCUCAAUGUUGGUGUUACUAUUGCUAAGAAUUUCUCUGGGGCUAGUUCUUUGUCUGGAUUGAAAUUGGGCUUGAAUCUUCAAAUAGAAUAUUAAAAGUUAGAAGCAAUAGGAUGUGGCUAUCACAUUUAGGAUUAUUUCAGUAAAAAAUAAAUUGUAUUGUUU
This is a messenger RNA of Naegleria gruberi, 1312 nucleotides long. RefSeq lists its product as uncharacterized. Bases 86 to 1243 code for a protein of 385 amino acids. The record is from RefSeq and is a predicted model, not a curated record. Lineage: Eukaryota; Heterolobosea; Eutetramitea; Acrasida; Naegleriidae. The transcript has a single exon.